UACAUACAAUUUCUAAUAGUUGACUCUGACCUCCUCUCACAGAUACUUCUUUCUCAUCUAUGGAAGCAUCUUGCAACUCAUUUAUCUCAAUAAAUGUCUUAGACAUGUUUUUGACAAUAUUUGUGACAUUUGGACUUCUCCUUAAUUUCACCCAAGGCUUGGAAAAUCAAGAUGUGGUCUUAAAAGACAUCGUUAUGGACCAUGCUGUAAUAGGAGUCUUAGGAGAGGAUGUACACCUGCGGUGUUUGUACACUGGCACACUGAAUAUCAGUGAUUCCGCCUGGAAGCGCGAGGAUUCAAAUCGUCGAAUAAAGAUGAUAACAGGAUACAAAAGUGGCAAACCAUUCACAAACAAAGACAGCUUCUCCACUCCAGCAUCAAUCACCAAUCUUACUGUGAAAGUGAACAUAAAAAGCUUUGAGCUAGAGGGAAAUUACAAAUGUGUUUUCAGCUCAUUUGAAGAUGAAGUGAUGGAGACAAUGGUCUUUAGAAUUAUGGCUCGACCCCAUGUGGAAACCCACGCAGAGGAAGAAGUUCUGAAUGGAACUCAUUAUCAAACGGUCUUCUGUUCAGCUUCUUAUGCCAAGCCCACUGCAAGUCUCUACUGGGAUAUUCGUGGGGCACCACCGGAUAAGGACAUUUUCUCCAUCCACAACACAAGCUCCCAACUGCCAAAUGGCACAUUCAGUAUUGUCAGCAUGUUACGUUUCCCUAUCCACUUGAAUAAUGAGAGUAGUGUUGCCUGUGUGAUUCAGCACCCAGCUUUGACUGAACCUAGCACAACUGUAAUACAGUUACAGACAUUUGUUUCUGCAAAUGUAACCAUGGAUGUGGCCCUGCUUGAAAAAGAAGGAAAAGUCUUCCUUGAGGUCUUUUGCAGAGCAAAAGGAGGGAGGCCUCAUCCAUCAAUCACCUGGAUCCAACCUGAAUCUGCAGACUCAUCAUGCUCUGCUAAUUUCACAACAUUUGAAUCAGUUUCUAGUUCUCAAUGUUUCCCAUUAGAUGGAUAUGAGGGUACAAAUAUCACCUGCAUUUUUGGUUACCCACAUCUUUCUGCCAUUGAGAGAACUGUUAUGAUGCCAACAUACUAUCUCACCUCUCUUCAGCUGACAAACAACAGUAUUAAGGUGAACCAUUUAAACACUUCUGAUUUGUUGAUAUUAGAAGAGGAAGACAGUGACAUCAGAAUCAGCAUGGAAGUGUUGGGAAAUGUUCCAAAAUAUAUAAUUAACUGCACAAAGGAUGGUAACCCUCUGUCAGAGGAUCUGAAUGUGGUUGUCAGUGAUCUCAUGAUUAAAGGUCCUGUUGGGGCAAUUCAUGCAGGCCAAUACCAGUGCCAAGCCUCCUACUACAGACAUACAGCCUCUUUACAGUUUGAAAUAGAAGUGAAGCCCAGAGUCAAAGACCCAGCUCCCAUACAUGUGACACUGCUCACCAACACAACUUGGGUGAAUGGGAUUCAGUAUAUAGAAGUGAAGUGCAUGGCAGACAAUGUGUCUCCUGGUGCUAGUAUAACUUGGGAAACAGGGGACUGCAGAAGUGCCUCUGAGCCUCAAAAUGUUGUGUCUGGAAGUCAGCAGGAGGACAGUGUGGUAUGGAACAUGGCACGGCUCCCACUUUAUUCUUAUGCAGGAUGCACCUUAAUUUGUGUGGUGCACCAUGAUGGGUUAAAGAAUCCGGUACAAAAGAGCAUUCACAUCCCUUUAAUAGAACCACCCAGAAGUUAUGUGAGAGUUGAUUUACAGAAAGACUCCACACAUUGGGCUGCUGUAUGUGAAUAUGAAAGUGAUGAAGAAAUUACCAACAUCUCCUGGAUCAUUUCUGAUACCAAUACAGCCACACCUUUAACUAUAAAUACCACAAGAGAGGGCAGUAAAGUGCUAGUCACAUGCAUUUAUAAAUUUGAGCUGUGCCAGCAUGAGGGAAAAUUCUUAACAUGUGUGACCCAAAAUAAUUACGGGGAAGUUAAAAGGAAAGCCAUACAUGUCCCAAAUUUUUUUAUCUCAUCUAUUGUGGUUUUGAACAAAACUAUUCCACUGCAUGGGAGACAUGGGCAACAUACUGCUGUGCACAGAGUGGCAUUAAAAGAACAUAUUUCCAAUCAGAGGAUAAUUUUUAAAGUUAAUGGAAAUGCAUCAGCAUGUGAUAUCAAAUGCUUCAGAUCCAAUGGACUUUCUGCACACACUGAUGGUAUGGCCCUGGUUUUUGCUCAGCAAGUGUCAGAGAGUGAUGCUGGUUUGUACACAUGCAGAACAUCAUGGUACAAUCACAACGCCACAGUCAUGGUUCUGGUGGAAAUAACCAGUAAGGAAAUCCAGAGCAUGAUUCUUAUCCUGAUCUGUUUGUCAUCUGCUGUUGCAAUCUCCCUCAUACUGAUGGUCACACUCUGCAUAUUCUGCAAAAGAAAUGGAGAAGCUCACUCUUCAACACAGGCUUGGAAGAAGCGUGAAUCUCUGGCUGCACUUAUGCAGGACCCACGUUCACCACAAUUCAAGAAGGCCGGAGGGCAGGAUUAUGCAGAGCUUGUGCACUACUCCAUAGUGAUUGAUGUGAAAAGCACAGUGUAAGGGAAAGGUUUGAGUAUUCCAAGGUCUGAAAUGUGAAUAGAUUUUAAAUAGCAGCAUGCUACUUUGGAGUAAUAGUAUAUGUAUUAAAAUUUAAAUCUAAGCUUUAAAAAGGAUUCAUCAUUACUAUUAUUUCACUUCGAACUUCCUUUGUAUUGUACUGUCAUCUUAUGUUUUAAAAUGAUCAUGUUUUGUUUGGUGUGUGACAUGAAUGAACUCAUUAAAAGAUUAUAGUGUGUUCUUUA
Molecule: messenger RNA, 2809 nt
Organism: Tachysurus vachellii
Lineage: Eukaryota; Metazoa; Chordata; Actinopteri; Siluriformes; Bagridae
Exons: 13
Coding region: 60-2567 (835 amino acids)
Biological process (GO): homophilic cell-cell adhesion; heterophilic cell-cell adhesion
Cellular component (GO): adherens junction
Source: RefSeq, a predicted model, not a curated record